UCUUUGCCCUGGGUCCAGAGUCUACGUCCUACCUACAUAUGGCACUGAGACUACCUGGAGGCUCCAUGCAAGAGACGUCCCUUGUUUUCCAGGCACUGAGGACCACAAUCCCUAAUUCCUGUCAGUUGUUCCUGAGUUCACAAGGAAAGCAGGGUUAUCAAGGAGGCUUGGGGAGAGACAUCCUACCCAAGAUUUUGUGACCUGCAUGUGGCACGCUGCCUAAGAGAAACAGGUAGGUAAUUUGUUGGAGGCCAGAGACUGAAAGCAACAUUUUUGCUUUUAGUGGAGAUGGUGCUGGGGAUCUGGUGUCGGGCAGUCUAUGGAAGAAAAAGAAGAGAGCCCUGUGGCCCAGAGCUGACUCUUAACUCCUCCCACAUUCAGGAGACCAUGACAGCUACUCUAACACUAGAGACCAUGACCAGUGAAGAAGAGUAUGGGCCAAGGAACUGUGUGGUGUGUGGAGACCGAGCCACGGGCUAUCAUUUCCAUGCCCUGACUUGUGAGGGCUGCAAAGGCUUUUUCAGACGAACAGUCAGCAAGACCAUUGGUCCCAUCUGUCCGUUUGCUGGGAGGUGUGAGGUCAGCAAGGCCCAGAGACGCCAUUGUCCAGCCUGCAGGUUGCAGAAGUGUCUAAAUGUUGGCAUGAGGAAAGACAUGAUACUGUCAGCAGAAGCCCUGGCACUGCGGAGAGCCAGACAGGCACGGCGGCGGGCACAGAAAGCAUCUUUGCAACUGAGUCAGCAGCAGAAAGAGCUCAUCCAGACCCUCCUGGGCGCCCACACUCGUCAUGUGGGCCCCAUGUUUGACCAGUUUGUGCAGUUCAGGCCUCCGGCCUACCUGUUCAGCCAUCACCGGCCUUUCCAGCCCCUGGCCCCCGUGUUGCCUCUGCUCACACACUUUGCAGAUAUCAAUACUUUCAUGGUGCAGCAGAUUAUCAAGUUCACCAAGGAUCUGCCCCUUUUCCGUUCCCUGACCAUGGAGGACCAGAUCUCCCUUCUCAAGGGAGCGGCUGUGGAAAUCUUGCAUAUCUCACUCAACACUACGUUCUGCCUUCAAACACAGAAUUUCUUCUGCGGGCCCCUUUGCUACAAGAUGGAAGAUGCGGUCCAUGGUGAGACAGUAGUACAGAACACGGUAUGUACCUUGUGGUAUGAGGUGUGGAGCAAUGGCCAGGAGGCUGCUCAGCCCACCAUCUCUCACAGUAGGGUUCCAGUACGAGUUUUUGGAGUUGAUCAUCCACUUCCACAAAACCCUGAAAAGAUUGCAGCUCCAGGAGCCCGAGUAUGCGCUCAUGGCUGCCAUGGCUCUCUUCUCUCCUGGCCUGGGGUUACCCAAAGAGAAGAGAUUGAUCAGCUGCAGGAAGAGGUCGCGCUGAUCCUCAACAACCACAUUAUGGAGCAACAGUCAAGACUCCAAAGUCGGUUUCUGUAUGCAAAGCUGAUGGGCCUGCUAGCUGAGCUUCGGAGUAUAAACAGCGCAUACUCAUAUGAAAUCCAUCGCAUCCAGGGACUGUCUGCUAUGAUGCCGCUGCUUGGGGAGAUUUGCAGCUGAGGCCCAGGCUUGGAUCCUUCCCCAGACCUCUUGGGAUGCAUUGGAUUGGAAAGGGUAAAGUGCUGGUACCCGAAAUGGGAACCAGAAGAAAGGAGCUCCGUUAUGGCAAAGAAACACUGAACAGUAACUGUCUCUUCGUGCGGUCAUCAGUGGGGCAGGGAGUGGGUAGGGGACAGAGAGAAGGGAGUUGGGUGGCCAUAGGGCCAAAGUUGUUCUCUGGAAACACAGAGGGUGGGAAAGACAGGAGCCUCCGGGCCAGGAGGUGAAUAAAGUUCCCUCUGGGA
Molecule: messenger RNA, 1835 nt
Organism: Rattus norvegicus (Norway rat)
Lineage: Eukaryota; Metazoa; Chordata; Mammalia; Rodentia; Muridae
Source: RefSeq, a predicted model, not a curated record